Molecule: messenger RNA, 1751 nt
Organism: Podarcis raffonei (Aeolian wall lizard)
Lineage: Eukaryota; Metazoa; Chordata; Lepidosauria; Squamata; Lacertidae
Product: sulfotransferase 6B1-like
Exons: 7
Coding region: 113-1048 (311 amino acids)
Biological process (GO): sulfation
Cellular component (GO): cytoplasm
Molecular function (GO): sulfotransferase activity
Source: RefSeq, a predicted model, not a curated record
UCUUCAUCUGAUUCUCUCUGAUCACAGAUCUUAUUAAAAGGAAGGCUUUGGCUUUCAGCCUCUCCGCAGUGCUUUCCACUCACAGUGACUUGUGGGCAAGUAAGAGGAGAAAAUGACCACACACAGGAAGAAGUUUAUUGCCUUAAUAGAUAAGGCAAUGGCUGAUGCUGAAACGAUGGCACCCGAAGAGCUAGUGUUUUCUUACAAGGGGCUUUUGUAUCCAAGUACUGUUUGCAGCCUUGAGACCUUCAAAGCUCUUGAGUCCUUUGAAGCAAGGAGUGAUGACGUUUUCCUAGCAGGAUACCCCAAGUCUGGUACAAACUGGGUUGGUCAGAUCCUAACAGAUUUAGUACUAACAUCUGCAAAUAAUGAAGAGACAAGUAACCUGAAUAAUGAAGAACUGGAAGAAUUUCCUUAUCUUGAAGUUGGAGAUCCAGAGAAGUACCAGAGAAUGGCAGAUUUACCCUCUCGAAGAGUCAUAUUUACCCACCUCACUCCUCAAAAUCUUCCUGCAUCGGUCUUCAAGAAUAAAGCCAAGAUACUGCUGCUCAUUAGAAAUCCAAAAGAUGUGGCCACCUCGUUUUACCAUUUUGUCAAUCGGUUAUCUCCUCUUCCCUCUUACAAUACCUGGGAUGACUUCUUUACAGCUUUUAUGAAUGGACAAAUGGUCUGGGGUUCUUAUUUUGACUUUGUUUUUGAAUGGAAUAAGCACGCUGAUGAUGCAAAUGUCAUGGCAAUCACGUAUGAGGAGCUGAAGGAGAAUAGACCUUUGGGAGUGAAACGGAUAAGUGAAUUCUUUGACUUGCAACUAACUGAUGACAAGAUUCAAGGGGUUGUGGACAGAAGCAGUUUCAAAGCUAUGAAGGAAAACGCUGGAAAAACCCAUGGCGCAUUUGGUGAUAUUCUUUUCCGCAAAGGUGGUGUUAGUGACUGGAAGAAUCAUUUCAGUGAAGAGCACAACCAAAAAAUGGAUGCAACAUUUGAAGAACGCUUGGGUGGAACAGAAUUGGGAAGAAAGUUAAAAUAUGGGGUGUACUGCAAGGCUUGAAGUCUUGACCCAGGACUCCCUCAAUCCUAGAGCUAAGCUUGUUUAAACUGAGCAUAAUGAGGGGAGUGCCAAAGCUCAAAAUGUUAUGUCUGUAUCUAGUAGAGAUGUGCAACUCCCAUCUCUUUGUAUAGAGGCAUUUACAAUUUGCAUUCAGCAGUGUCCACUCUUUGCACCUGUGUACACAAUAGUUCAGCUAUACAAAUCAAGAAGUGUGCACUCUUUCACACAAACAUUUGUACAUGUGAGGCUGUACCUUUUUCAGUGUAAUGUGUGAACUGUCUUUUGUUACUUUGUGAACAUAUUGUUAUAGAUUUAGGAUAAACCCUGGAAGUUAAUAAAUGCUGGGUUUUGGUUAUUUGUGAUAUGAAAGGAGAAUGCAAGCUGCAAAGGAAUUCCUGAGCUGGCUUACGCAAACAAACCUGCUAACGUGAUAAAAAGGUGUUGAUGGACCAUUGGGGAGAGGAAUCCUUUAGCCUGGGGAGUGAGCUGUUACCAAGGUGAUGGGGUGUGUUUGAGAGGACAGGAGAGACAGUUUUUGAGUAAGGGUUGUUGGGAGAAAGAAGGAGGAAGAAAGGGCUGAGAUUCGUCUUUGGAGUGCGCUGGCUGCAGGCAGCUUAUGUUGCUGCCUCUUGGAAUGACUAUGCUGUAAGAUCUGGAUUCUCUCCAUGCAGACUGAAGGUGUAAAUAGGUGAAUAAACCAUAU